CGUCUCCUCUCGUCACCAUUCACUGCAGGUCUGCAGAAGACUUGGACUCCACCAAACGUCUCCCUCACUUCCUCAGGGAAACACACAACAAAGUCCUUGCCCUCCAUUUGGAUGUGUGGCUCUUAAAGAACAAACCUAACAAAGAAGUCAGAAGAAGACACUCUUGAUGAGGGUGAAAGGAUGAUAGAGGGAGUGACAGAGAAAAGGUAGACGGAGUCACAAACACACACUGUAACAGUUUAUAAACAGGUGCUGUGAUGGCGGCGUGGCUGGGCCGCCUGUCUUUGGGCGACGCCUGGUACAACAUGUAUUCCCGCCUGCUGCGAACCAAACCUGUGGGCUCCAUGGCUCAGAGCUCAGACGACCUCACCGAGCUCGGGGAGGGGUCCGCAGUUGGCCUCGCCAAGGUGCUGACCACCGUGGACCUGGUGUCGCUCGGGGUGGGCAGCUGCGUGGGCACGGGAAUGUACGUGGUGUCAGGGCUGGUUGCCAAGGCGAUGGCUGGGCCUGGGGUCAUCCUGUCAUUUAUUAUCGCAGCGAUGGCGUCCAUACUGUCAGGUGUGUGCUACGCAGAGUUUGGUGUCCGGGUCCCCAAGACGACCGGCUCGGCCUACACCUACAGCUACGUGACAGUCGGGGAGUUUGUUGCGUUUUUCAUUGGCUGGAAUUUGAUCCUGGAGUAUCUGAUUGGCACUGCGGCGGGGGCGUCAGCUCUUAGCAGCCUGUUCGACUCUCUGGCCAAUCACAGCAUCAGUAACUACAUGAUAACACACCUGGGCACACUCAGAGGACUCGGUAAAGGUGAGGACACGUACCCAGACCUGCUGGCCCUGUUUAUCGCCCUGCUGGUCACAGUGAUCAUUGCUCUCGGUGUGCGGAACUCAGUGGGCUUCAACAACGUCCUCAACGUGGUCAACCUGGUGGUUUGGGUCUUCAUGAUCAUCGCUGGACUCUUCUUCCUCUCUGCCAGCAACUGGGAGGGCGGCAAGUUUCUGCCUUACGGCUGGUCAGGGGUGAUGCAAGGUGCUGCGACUUGCUUCUAUGCCUUCAUCGGCUUCGACAUCAUCGCAACGACAGGAGAGGAGGCGAAGAACCCGAACACCUCCAUCCCGUACGCCAUCACCGCCUCACUGGUCACCUGCCUCACUGCCUACGUGUCGGUGAGUGUGAUCCUGACUCUCAUGGUUCCCUACAACCUGAUUGACGGCUCGGCUCCUCUCAUGGAGAUGUUUGCGGUGCACGGCUUCCUGUGGGGGAAAUACACCGUGGCUGUGGGCGCCAUAGCCGGACUCACCGUCUCUCUGUUAGGCUCGUUGUUCCCCAUGCCCAGAGUGAUCUACGCCAUGGCCCGGGACGGACUGCUCUUCAGGUUCUUGUCACACGUGUCUGCGUUCUCACACACUCCCGCAGUGGCGUGUGCGGUGUCCGGGAGCUUUGCGGCGAUCCUCGCUCUGCUGGUGAGCCUCAGGGACCUGAUCGAGAUGAUGUCCAUCGGCACCCUGCUGGCCUACACCCUGGUUAGCGUUUGUAUUCUCUUGCUUCGCUACCAGCCUGACGAACAGACCGACACGCACCAGUUUAACUCCGGGGAGGACGUGGCCGACCUGAAGAACCCGGACGAUGGGGCUGUCCCCACCAAAGACGACCAGAUGCUGAUCGAAGGCUCAGACGGUGAUGGAUCGGCGUCCUACCACGCUAGCGGGACCGAAGGAGAGGGUGAUAGCUCUGAUUUCCACACAGGCAACGCCUCAUUGCUGAAACGGCUUCUGGGAGGUCAUUACUACACCCUGCGGCUGCGGCUGGGAAUUCCCGAUGCUUCGGCCCGGCCCACGCCUGCCACUGGCCGCAUAGUCACCCGAUGCACACUCCUCUUCUUCCUCACCUCCUUCCUCCUCUGGUCCACGGUUAUAUUUGGUGUUGAGCAGGGAACAGGUGUUGCCGCAGGGUUUUCAGGCCUCAUGGCUAUGACGAUGGCGGGGUCCAUGGCGAAGCUUUUGAUUAUGAUUAUACAGCAGCCAGAGAGUGGGAGGAGACUGCCCUACAUGGCGCCCUAUGUGCCUUUCGUCCCUGCGGCGGCCAUAUUGGUCAACAGCUACCUCAUGCUUAAACUGUCUCCCAUCACGUGGGCCAGGUUCACGAUCUGGUGCUUCGUAGGUUUGUUGAUCUACGGUUGUUACGGAGUGUGGCACAGCACGCUGGAGCUGAACGCCCAGGAGCAGCAGGCGCACUCCAGCUCCUACCAGCGAUACGACGACCACCUCGAUGAGACCUUCUCCCCCGAUGACAACCUUUACCCCCAGGAACCGGGGGAGAGACCCUACCAGGGCUGGUCUGCCCCGGAGGAGAAGGGAUACCACUACCAGCAGCAUAACCAGUACAAGCAGGAGGGACAGUACGACGACCAAGAUGGAGAGCAGCUUCAGUAUGAGGAUAACAGUGACCAGCAUGGAUACCAGUCCGGACCAGGAGGCCAGUAUACAAGCAGAGGCGGCAGAGGAAGGACCAAUCGUGGUUUUGAUGUGGGUGAAGAGGAGGACUGAUGUGAGGUUGUUUCCUGUUCGUCCAAACUGAAAUUAUGCCAGAAUGAGGAAUACUUUGAAAGUGACUUCUACACGAAACAGUAAAUCAAAUAAUCUCCAAAACAAGCAAAGUCAUACCAAAACAUUUUAUUUAAAUAUUUACCAGUGAACCCCUGCCUUUGUCUGCUCAGUGUGAAAAAAACGUAUCGUUGGAGGAGGUAGUGGAGUUUGAAUGUUUCAACGACUGAAGGGCCCGGCGGCUGCAAAGCUUCGGUAAUUUCUGGUGUCUGUAUGCACCUUUUAACACACACGAUAACAGUUUGUGUGUGAAACAGUGGUGUUGCAAUACAAAAUCCUCCCCCUGUGCUUCUUCUGUCCCUCCAAAUUUUUUCACACCACACUUGGAAUCAAUGACUACCCAUCUGACAGACGUUAACCCCUUCCUACUGUUUACCUCACGACUGUCGCAACAAAAUAAUAACUCUUUAGGGUUGUAAAAUCCUGCGGACCUAUUGGAGUAGUCUGUAGUUGUGUAUUGUUUUGGCAUAAAAUAAGCCUUUAAAUUAACAGAUCUGAAACUUAAAUUCCUGGAUUUUAUUUCAUCGUCUCACAGGUGCCUGAAAUGACACGCCUGCACCAGCCCCAUUGAAUUGAGCAUUAAGGCAGUCUGAACGUAGCCUUACUCCACUCAGAAACAGGAACAACAAAGAUGUGAUCAGGGCAUCCUUACUUUUCACUUUACAACGCAAAACUUAAUACAGAAGCUAUGGCAUCGGGGCCCCUGAAUCCAGAGAUCCUGGGCCUGUGUGUGGUAGACUCAUUUGGAAGUGGAUCCAAAGGGACAGCAGAGGCUGUCAGUAUUGCAACAUUAAACUGGAGGUGAUCUACAACAGGGUUUCCUCAACACACUUGUCAUCAGUCUUUACGUGGUUUCUCUUCAGCUGUUUCUUCUGAAGAAAGUCGCAAGGACUGGACUUUUUUAUCUCCACGGAGCUCUUUCUCUCACUCACACACGGCGUUUAUCAGACUCAAAUCUUAAGAAAUGAGUACAAACUUGACAAGGAGGUAGGUUUUUCUCUGGAGGCAGAAAUUCUCUCUCUGAUUAAAACUCACUGGGUGAAGAGAUCUUUUACUAACUGGCAACGUUGAAAAGCAAAGGUGGACGUCUGGUGGUACCACUUGUUUUUCACUCACAGCCUUUCCUCCCCUCUUACCUCUUGUUUCUGUGCAUUGCUACUUACCCAGGGAAAAAAUUGAUUUAUCUUAACCAAUCACACAACUUCUGUCGCCAGAAUAAAAAAGUAAAUUCUCCUUUUACCAUCAGUCUCAUGAUCAAACUUAGCGGCUCGCAUUUUCUUUUUGAAAGUUAAGGAUUUCAUCCUAUGGCUGUUCGUGGCAUCUCUGAAUAUCCUAGUUGUGGCUUUCUGAAGCCCUGAAAGAUACUUUUGUGUUUGUUUUUCAUGUUUGAGUGAAUGGUGUUUACAGUGAAAGACUAUUUGCUCUAUUUAGUGCCUGCAGCAACUAAUUGUUUUAAUGUGUGUAAAUGAGAACGGGGCAUUUAAGUUUUCUCGUGUUGCAGGAAUAAAUGUCACAUUUGGAGUGAAAUGAUUUAUUGUGAGACUCUUAAUUAUUUGAAAACUUUAAUUAU
Micropterus dolomieu (smallmouth bass) is the source of this 4167-nucleotide messenger RNA. Its product is annotated as probable cationic amino acid transporter. Gene Ontology annotation, molecular function: amino acid transmembrane transporter activity. Gene Ontology annotation, biological process: amino acid transport; transmembrane transport. NCBI's taxonomy places the organism in Eukaryota, Metazoa, Chordata, Actinopteri, Centrarchiformes, Centrarchidae. Gene Ontology annotation, cellular component: plasma membrane. The transcript is spliced from 8 exons. The record is from RefSeq and is a predicted model, not a curated record. Bases 258 to 2540 code for a protein of 760 amino acids.